AUGUUCCGUAAGACUGUUAUCAUACGCAAUCUCUUGGGAACCAGGAGAGACACAGCUUCACUAUUCCACUCCUCUACAAGGACUUGGAACAAUCAAAAAGUUGUCAAGUCGUAUUUCGACCUUCUACCCCGGACUUUUCCACAUGGAGCUCCUCCAAAUGGAUCAUUUUUCGUCGAUACAAAGUCGUUAAGACGAGAGUUCAGGACUCUUCAGAGCGAGAACCACCCUGAUAUCAUCUUGGGAUCAUCUGUUUUGAACGAAAACAAAAAUGUGUCGGAUAGUGAUGGCACCGAACGGGCCGAUGAUAAGUUUUCAGCUCUUUUAAACCGGGCUUACUCCACAUUGAAGAACCCGUACUCCCGCAUUGCUCACAUCGUGGAAUUGAACCACCCCGAGCACCCAGAUAUCACGAGAGACGAAGUAGCAAAAGACCUUAUCGCACAGUUCCAAACGGCGCUGCCAGAAUCUUCAUUGGAAUACAAGGAGAUGCUAAUGAAUGUGCUUGAAGCACACGAGCAAUUGGAAAUGGCCACUCUGGAAACAGAUUUGGAUACCCUUUCUCAAGAAAACGACGAAAGAAUUCAUGCCAGUGAAGAGACAAUCAACAAUCUACUCAAGCAUGAGCCAUUGAAUUGGAACCUGGUGAUGAUGGAGGCUAUCAAGCUCAAGUACUGGGUCAACAUUCAGCAAGCAAUCAGAGACUGGGAGCCAGGAAAGCCUGUACACCUCACUCAUUAG
Messenger RNA from Meyerozyma guilliermondii ATCC 6260, 738 nucleotides. Its product is annotated as J-type chaperone. Gene Ontology annotation, cellular component: mitochondrion. The record is from RefSeq and is a predicted model, not a curated record. The transcript has a single exon. Gene Ontology annotation, biological process: [2Fe-2S] cluster assembly; protein complex oligomerization. The coding region runs from base 1 to 738 and encodes 245 amino acids. Gene Ontology annotation, molecular function: protein-folding chaperone binding; ATPase activator activity. NCBI's taxonomy places the organism in Eukaryota, Fungi, Ascomycota, Pichiomycetes, Serinales, Debaryomycetaceae.